UUUCCAUAAUAGUUUAUUUGCUUGCAAUCUCAACAUGAGUUGUUUGACAAAAAAAAAAAGAAAAAAAUCAAAACAAAAACGCCCUCAAGAAAAGGGUAACACUUGCUUCUUUUUUCUUCUUUUUUUUUAUCCUUUUUGUUUGGCAUGAAGUCCUUCAAACCAAACAAAUCUCAUUCCAACCCGAACUUUCGAUGUUCUGCCAAAGUAGUUGAAAAACUUACCAGAAGUCCAAGUAAACAUAUGAAAAGACGAACUGCAGGUUUCGCGCUUUCUCCCUUGGCUGGUUUAUCGCCUCGUAGGACAGAUCGAUUGGCACAACCUGCAAAGAGUUCGGCCAUGAUUCGAAAAAAAGCAGAUGGAUUUUGUGAGAUUAUUGAGACAAAAAGGGCAUGGGGAUACCUUGUUCAGGGCCGAGGACAUGUCUUUACACUCGAUAAGGGAUUACACAACAGACAAGAGUCCGAGGCUGCUGGCUAUGUCAUUGGUACUGGUAAUGACUGUGACAUUGUUAUUCAUCAUGUUAAUGCUGAAAAAAGACACGCUUUUAUUUUCUUUGAAACACGGUUUGAUCAUGACAAACAUUCUACACCAGUGUUUAUUUGCAAUCACAGUACGAAUGGAACUUGGAUCAAUGGAGAAAAAGUCAAAGGAUUUCGAGAAUUGGAGACAAACGAUAUUAUUCAAUUUCUUGAUCCUAGUCGAUAUCCUUUAGAGGAAAAUCCUUGUUACAUCUUUGUGGAAUCCACCAUGAAUGAUAUCCGAGCCAAAUCAAUUGAUAGUUUCUAUAAUCUCAAAAGUAAUAUUAUUGGAAAAGGAAAUUAUGGCAAUGUAGUUAUUGCAGAGUGUAAAGAGACUGGUAAGACAGUAGCGAUUAAAAUGAUACCCAGAAAAGCAUUUGCCAAAAGAGAAGUUUGGAAGACCGCAACCCUUCGAGAAAUCAGUGUCUGUAUGCUUUUUCCAAUUCAUCCUUGUAUUAUUCAAGUCAGUCGUAUGUUUGAACAAGAUCAACAAAUGUAUAUUGUGAUGGAAUAUGGUCCUCAUGGUGACUUAUUUGAUAUUGUGGCAUGUCGAGACGAAAUUUUCAAGGAAUAUGAAGUCCGUAUCAUCUUUGAUCAAAUUGCACAUGCUGUUGCGUGUCUUCAUGAAAACGAUAUUGUACACCGUGAUAUCAAGCUUGAAAAUGUCAUUGUGACCGACAAAAAAAACUUGUAUGUCAAACUAUGCGACUUUGGUUUCUCGACCUUCAUCAAUCAGAAACAAGCACUUACGACAAGUUGUGGCACUGCCAUGUAUGUUGCUCCUGAAAUUGUAAGUGCAAGGCCUUAUGGUAAAGCAGUGGAUGUUUGGAGUCUAGGUGUCUUGUUGUUUAUUACUUUGACUUCUACAAGUCCGUUUCCCCAAUUAUCAGACGAUCAAACAAAAUGGGAAAAAGAAAAAGCCAUUCUUGACAAAAGCAUUAAAGAAGGCAAGUUCACAUUUAGUCAUCCUUCUUGGGAAUAUAUCAGUGCAGAAGCAAAAGAUUUGAUUCAACAAAUGAUGAAGGUCAAUGUAGAAGAACGUAUCAAUAUUGAACAGGUCCUUCAACACCCAUGGCUUCAGCAAAUCGAAAAUGCAGAAACAUUCAAGACAGGAUUAAAGCGUAAUCCUAUGCUUGUUAAAUACCUCGAGAGAAAAUAAUUCAUCUUGUUCAUACCACUAAUCAAUCCCCCCUCCUUUCCCUCUUUUUUAUUUAUUUAUAUAUCUCUGUCUUUGCCCCUUCUUCAUUCUCUCUCUUUUCUCUUUCUAUAAAAGACCAACUAGACAGACAUGAAGUGUAUUCUGGUAAUAAUCAAAUAAAGAACAAAACUUGAAAAUAAGAC
Gilbertella persicaria is the source of this 1859-nucleotide messenger RNA. Its product is annotated as kinase-like domain-containing protein. Gene Ontology annotation, cellular component: nucleus; cytoplasm. The record is from RefSeq and is a predicted model, not a curated record. Lineage: Eukaryota; Fungi; Mucoromycota; Mucoromycetes; Mucorales; Choanephoraceae. Gene Ontology annotation, biological process: protein phosphorylation; mitotic DNA damage checkpoint signaling. The coding region runs from base 145 to 1677 and encodes 510 amino acids. Gene Ontology annotation, molecular function: ATP binding; protein binding; protein serine/threonine kinase activity. The transcript is spliced from 13 exons.